AUGGUGGUCCAUCAGAGGUCUCCUGAUGAAGCAUUCGACCCAUUAACGAGGAGUCCGGAGGGCAACCCGCGGCAGUCACUAUCACGCGGGAAACGUGGCGGGGAAACAUUAUCUGACACCGAGACUGAGUUAGAGAGUGAUGCAGGAAAUGAGUCCGGUGAUGAUGAUGGCGGCGAUAAGGGUGACGAUGACUCUGAUGACAGUAAGGAUGAUGAUGAUGAUGGUGGUGGUGGCAACAGGGAUGGUGGCGACACAGGUGGGAGUCAGGAUAAGAGGCCUCUUAGCCCUUUUACCGGGGAGGAGAAUUUCGAUUAUUCCACGCAGGAUCCUAACCAUGGUUCUCGUCCAGGAGAAUCACGACCUUGUCUUGUUUACAAUAAAACAUACACGCGUAAAAAGCUACUGCAGAAAAAGAAGACUCAUAAACUUUCAGAUUUUGAGGAGGAGCUGCUAGCAAAAUAUAUGAGGAACACAAGCGUUCGUGGCAAGCGAGCAGCUGUCAACCCACCUGCUGGUCAAAAUGGUAUUGAUCUUUCCUACCAUUCUAUCCUUCAAUCCCUUUCAUUUCAUGAAGCUUCUGCUCUUUUUGAUUGUUGGAAUUUCUGGCACCCAAAACAGCUUUUCUAUAAGAACAGCGACUGUGAGAGAGAGGUUGGUUAA
Molecule: messenger RNA, 660 nt
Organism: Magnolia sinica
Lineage: Eukaryota; Viridiplantae; Streptophyta; Magnoliopsida; Magnoliales; Magnoliaceae
Exons: 3
Coding region: 1-660 (219 amino acids)
Source: RefSeq, a predicted model, not a curated record